This is a messenger RNA of Talpa occidentalis (Iberian mole), 2868 nucleotides long. RefSeq names its product ral guanine nucleotide dissociation stimulator like 2 (gene RGL2). The transcript has 18 exons. Gene Ontology annotation, cellular component: plasma membrane. Gene Ontology annotation, molecular function: guanyl-nucleotide exchange factor activity. Gene Ontology annotation, biological process: Ras protein signal transduction; positive regulation of GTPase activity. Bases 82 to 2418 code for a protein of 778 amino acids. NCBI's taxonomy places the organism in Eukaryota, Metazoa, Chordata, Mammalia, Eulipotyphla, Talpidae. The record is from RefSeq and is a predicted model, not a curated record.
GGCCCGGGGACCCGCGCUGCCCCCCACCCCUCCCAAGCAGGCGCCCCCAUGGGCCGACCCCGCUGAUUCCUUCAUCCGGCCAUGCUCCCGCGGCCCCUGCGGCUGCUUUGGGACACGAGCCCCCCCGGGGGAGUCGUGUUGAGCAGCUUCCGGAGCCGAGACCCCGAAGAGGGUGGGGGCCCAGGUGGCCUGGGCGCGGGCGGGGGGCAGGAGGACGAGGAGGAGGAGGAAGAAGACGAGGCCCCUGUGACUGCCUGGGAUGAGGAGGAGGAUGGUGCCACAUUUACUGUCACCAGCCGCCAGUAUCGACCUCUUAAUCCCUUGGCCCCAACGCCUCCCCCGCGUUCCUCCAGAAGGCUCCGUGCUGGCACACUGGACGCCCUGGUCAGAUACCUGCUGGAUGCUCGGACUGCAGGGGCUGACAUGACCUUCACAUCAGCCUUCCUGGCUACCCACCGGGCCUUCACCUCCACGCCUGCCCUACUAGGACUUGUGGCUGACAGGUUGGAAGCCCUUGAAUCUUAUCCUACCGAUGAACUUGAGCGAACCAAAGGGGUAGCCAUCUCUGUCCUGUCAACCUGGCUGGCCUCUCACCCUGAGGAUUUUGGCUCUGAGGUCAAGGGUCAGCUUGACCGGCUUGAGAGCUUCUUGCUUCGGACAGGGUAUGCAGCAGGGGAGGGUGUUGGGGGGGGCAGCGCUGACCUCAUCCGCAACCUCCGGUCCCGGGUGGACCCCCAGGCCCCCGACCUUCCUAAGCCCCUGGCCCUCCCCGGCGAUCCCCCUGCUGACCCCACGGAUGUCCUGGUGUUCCUCGCUGACCACUUGGCCGAACAGCUGACCCUGCUAGAUGCGGAACUGUUUCUCAAUCUGGUCCCCUCUCAGUGCCUGGGGGGCCUAUGGGGUCACAGAGACCGGCCAGGACAUUCCCACCUCUGCCCAUCUGUCCGGGCUACUAUCACACAGUUCAACAAGGUGGCAGGGGCAGUGGUCAGCUCUGUCCUGGGGGCUACCCCAACCGGAGAGGGACCUGGGGAGGUGACCAUACGGCCACUCCGUCCCCCCCAGAGGGCCCGGCUUCUGGAGAAGUGGAUUCGAGUGGCAGAGGAAUGUCGUCUGCUCCGAAACUUCUCCUCAGUUUACGCUGUCGUGUCAGCCCUGCAGUCCAGCCCCAUCCACAGGCUUCGGGCAGCCUGGGGAGAAGCAGCCAGGGACAGCCUCAGAGUCUUCUCCAGCCUCUGUCAGAUUUUCUCUGAGGAGGAUAAUUAUUCUCAGAGCCGGGAGCUGCUCCUGCAGGAUGUGAAACUGCAGCCCUCUCUGGAGACAAAUUCCAAGAAAACCCCGAGGCCUGGCUCCCGGAGAGGGGGUGUGGUGCCCUACCUUGGUACCUUCUUAAAGGACCUGGUGAUGCUGGAUGCAGCCUCCAAGGAUGAGCUGGAGAAUGGAUACAUUAAUUUUGACAAACGGAGAAAGGAGUUUGCUGUCCUUUCUGAGCUUCAGCGGCUCCAGAACGAAUGUCGCGGCUAUGACCUCCGACCUGACCCUGACAUCCAGCGGUGGCUUCAGGGACUCCGGCCACUAACAGAGGCUCAGAGCCAUCGUGUGUCUUAUGAGGUGGAGUCAUCUGGUACCAGUGAAUCUCCUGCCCCAAGGGUGCUUCGACCAGCAGUGGUCAUCUCACAUUGGACAGAGGUUCUGGGCUCUGUUGGGGGUCCCACCUCCCUUGUGUCCUGGGACCGGCCCAGUGUAGGGGGAGAUGAGGUGCCUGGAACUCCUGCUCCUUUACUAACCCGGCUGGCCCAGCACAUGAAGUGGCCGUCUGUCUCAUCUCUGGACUCCGCCCUGGAAAGCACUCCACCCCUGCACAGCCCGGCUGACUCCAGCCACCUCUCUCCCCCAGCUUCCUCCCCUAGGCCUUCUCGAGGUCACCGCCGCUCUGCUUCCUGUGGCUCCCCACUCAGUGGCGGUGCAGAAGGGGCCUCCAAGGGCACAGGAUACGGGGGUGGGGGGUCUGGGCCAGGGGCUUCUGAUUGCCGAAUCAUCCGAGUCCAGAUGGAGCUGGGGGAAGAUGGCAGCGUCUACAAGAGCAUCCUGGUGACAAGCCAGGACAAGGCUCCAAGUGUCAUCAGUCGUGUCCUUAAGAAAAACAAUCGUGAUUCUGCAGUGGCUUCGGAGUAUGAGCUGGUACAGCUGCUACCAGGGGAGCGAGAGCUGACUAUCCCACCCUCGGCUAAUGUCUUCUAUGCUAUGGAUGGGGCCUCCCAUGAUUUCGUCCUGCGGCAGCGGCGAAGGUCCUCUACUGCUCCACCUGGCCUCCCCAGUGGCCCCUCUGCCUCAGGAACUCCUCCAAGUGAGGGAGGAGGGGGUUCUUUUCCCAGAAUCAAGGCCACAGGGAGGAAGAUUGCCCGGGCACUGUUCUAAGGAGGAAGUCCUGCUGGCUUACAGAACUCAUGGUGGCCUUACCAGAUGUGGGUAGCCAUCCCGAAUGUUGGCAGUUAUGUCGCACUGAGAAGAAAUGCAGCAAAGUAGCAGCCACCCUGGGGCAGUGAAGUGACACUGACUUGCCAGAUAGCCGAGAAAUCCAGCCCUGUGGGAACUGGCAAUCUUGGUAACCAAGUAGGAUACCUGUGUAUACCUCCCCUAUUUCCAUGAACACAGCACAUGGCUAGUGCUGGAAGCAGCAAUCAGUUUCUGAUUCCUGGCCACAUCCUAGCAUGUAAAGAGCAUGGAAAAGCCUAGGAGAGGAAAAGCCUAGUGGCUCUGAGCCCUGGGGUGACGGGAUGGCAAGAAGUGGGUUCAAGUAUUCUUUUCCUACAAGGUCCCUGUCACUGUGACAACACUAAGAUAAUAAAACAAAACACUACCUGAAUU